ACUCAUGCUGGACAGAAUAAAAUGUAACCUAAAGAAGAAAUUUGAGUGUAUAUUUGAAGAGAAAGCUAAGGAAGGACAGCCAACACUUCUCAAAGAGAUUUACACAGAACUCUACAUAACCAAAGGCGGAACUGGAGGAGUCAAUGAUGAACAUGAAGUGAGACAGAUUGAAACAUCAUCCAAGAAAAGGCGAACAGAAGAUACUACAGUCAAGUGCAAUGAUAUAUUUAAACCAUUAUGUGGACGUGAGACACCUAUCAGAACUGUACUCACUAAAGGGGUUGCAGGUAUCGGGAAAACAGUCUCUGUGCAUAAAUUUAUACUAGACUGGGCAGAAGGAAAAGCAAACCAGGACAUUCACAUCAUAUUUGCUCUUCCUUUCCGAAACCUGAAUUUGGUUAAGGGUGAAUUCAGUCUGAUUGAACUGCUUCACCACUUUGAUCCAGAACUAAAGUCAUUUCAAUCUAUUGAGCUGUUUAGGUACAAAGUCUUGUUCAUCUUAGAUGGUCUAGAUGAGUGUCGCCUUCCUCUAGAUUUUCAGAACAAUGAGAGCUGUUGUGAUGUUAAAAAGAAAACAUCACUGGAUGUGCUGUUGACUCACCUCAUUAAUGGGAACUUGCUUCCAUCUGCUCUCCUCUGGAUAACCUCCCGGCCAGCAGCAACCAAUCAGAUACCUCCUGAGUGCAUUGACCAGAUGACAGAGAUACGAGGGUUCAGUGAUGCCCAGAAGGAGGAAUAUUUCAGGAAGAGAUUUAAUGAUGAGAGCCUGGCUGAAAGGAUUAUCAGACAUGUGAAAUCAUCAAGGAGCCUCUUCAUCAUGUGCCACAUUCCUGUGUUUUGUAGGAUUUCAGCCGCUGUCCUUGAGAGUCUUUUUAGUGAAACUGACAGUAGAGAAAUUCCAAGGAAUCUGACUGAUAUGUACACACACUUCCUGAUCUAUCAGACAAAAUUAACAAAAAACAACUAUAGGCUCAAGACCUCCAUGACCCAGAACAGGACAAGCUGGUACAAGAAACCGAAGGAUGGAUGGAAGAAAAUCAAUGAAACCAAGCAUAUGAAAUGCUUUCUUCUAAAACUUGGUAAACUGGCUUUUCGUAACCUUAAGAAAGACUAUCUCAUAUUUUAUGAGAAUGAUCUGGAACAGAGUGACCUUGACAUCACAAAAACUUCAGUUUACUCUGGAGUGUGCACAGAAGUCUUUAAAAAGGAAUAUGGGUUGUAUCAGACAAAGGUGUACUGCUUUGUGCAUCUGAGCAUCCAGGAGUAUCUCGCUGCUUUAUAUGUGUUUCUAUCAAAGUCAUCAGCUAACCUACUGAAGACUGCAGUGGAUCAGGCAUUAGAGAGCAAGAAUGGACACUUGGACCUCUACCUCCGCUUCCUCCUGGGUCUUUCAACAGACUCCAGUAAGACUCUGUUAGAAAGGCUACUGGGACAGAGAAGAUACAGCUCACGUAACAUUGGGAAAACAGCCAAAUACAUCAAGGGGAAAAUAAAGGAGAAUUUAUCUCCAGAAAGGACCAUCAACCUGUUCCACUGUCUGAAUGAACUGGGUGACAAUUCUCUAGUAGAGGAGGUACAAGGAUAUCUGAAUUUAGGAAGUCUUUCAGCAGAAGACCUCUCACCUGCACAGUAUUCAGCUCUGGCCUUUUUGUUGCUGAUGUCAAAUGAGGAGCUGGAUGUGUUUGAUCUGAAGAAAUUCUUCAGAUCCGAUAAUGAGCACUGGAGACUGCUGCCUGUGGUCAAGACAUCUACGACAGCUCUGCUGAACAGCUGUAAUCUGACAGAGACAUGCUGUGACACGUUGGCUUUAACUCUCAGAUCAAACUCCUCACCCCUGAGAGAGCUGGACCUGAGUAACAAUGACCUGCAGGAUUCAGGAGUGAAGCUGCUCUCUGCUGGACUGAGGGAUUCACACUGUAAGCUGGAGAUACUGAGGCUGAACAGCUGUAAUCUCACAGAGACAUGCUGUGACACGUUGGCUUUAACUCUCAGAUCAAACUCCUCACCCCUGAGAGAGCUGGACCUGAGUAACAAUGACCUGCAGGAUUCAGGAGUGAAGCUGCUCUCUGCUGGACUGGGGGAUUCACACUGUAAGCUGGAGAUACUGAGGCUGUCAGGCUGCAGAGUCAGAGAGGAAGGCUGUACUUCCCUGGCUUCAGCUCUGAGGUCAAACCCCUCACAUCUGAGAGAGCUGGACCUGAGCUACAAUCAUCCAGGAAACUCAGGAGUGAAGCUGCUCUCUGCUCUAUUGAAGGAUCCCAGCUGUAAACUGGAGAAGCUGAAUGUGGAUCACAGUGCAGAGUGCAGGACCAGACGAGGCUUACAGAAAUACUCCUGCCAGCUGACGCUGGACCCCAACACAAAACAUAGAGUCCUGUCUCUGUCAGAGGGGAACAGGAAGGUGACAUGGGGGGCAGAGCAGCCAUAUCCUGAUCAUCCAGAGAGAUUUGACUACUGGCCCCAAGUUCUGUGCAGAGAGGGUCUGACUGGUCGCUGUUACUGGGAGGCUGAGUGGAGAGGAGAUGAAGCCCUGAUAGCAGUGACUUAUAAAGGAAUCAGGAGGAAAGGACGGAGUGCUGACUGUGGGCUUGGAGCCAAUGAAAAAUCAUGGAUGCUAUUCUGCUCUCCUCACAGUUACUAUGUCUCUUACAAUAAUAAACGGACUGUCAUACCCAUAGAGCCUCCAGGCUCCCGCAGAGUAGGAGUGUAUCUGGACUGGGCAGCUGGUACUCUGUCCUUCUACAGAGUCUCCUCUGAUGGACUGACCCUCCUGUACAGCUUCACCUCCUCAUUCACUGAACCCCUCUAUCCAGGGUUUGGGGUUUUUUCUCCAAACUCCCCCGUGUCCCUGUGCAUGCUGGGAUAG
Molecule: messenger RNA, 2866 nt
Organism: Paramormyrops kingsleyae
Lineage: Eukaryota; Metazoa; Chordata; Actinopteri; Osteoglossiformes; Mormyridae
Source: RefSeq, a predicted model, not a curated record